AAACGGGGAGGUGGCUCUGAGGGGGGAGGUGACUUCGUGACAGAACCCGAUGUGGGUAGUGACGGCUGGGGACCAGAAGGCUGGUGGGAUGAGGCAGUUGUCGAUGAAAACUUCAACCCUCGGGGCUACAGAGCUGCCAACUGGCCCUUCGUGAACGGCCGGUGCCCCUCGCGCUCCGAACUCAGCGGACAGACGCCCUGUGACUUCGAGUGCAGGGAAGACUACCACUGCCCAGAGAUGAAGCUUUGUUGCUCUAACGACUGUGGCCGAGUGUGCGUUAUUCCCGACACCAGUGGCCCCACACGUUGCGGUUGCUCUGUCACCUUCUUCACUGACCUUAACGAGUAUUAUUCCUCACCCUCGGACAUCGCCAAGGUCUCCCACUUUGUGUGGAAUGUCCUCCAGGGAAGCCUGUCCCCGGCACUGGAGCCCCACCUCUUCUUCGGUUCCCUCGAGAAUCGGGACUGGCUCGGGGCUGAUGUGCAGGAUGACUGUUUGUUGGAAUUAAAAAUACAAAAUAUACAGUUCAAUUAUCCUUCGUACGACCCCUUCUCGAUGGACAAGAAAAUUUUGUUGGCCAUCAUCACGGAUGCAAAUUCUACCUUCAUGCAAAGUUAUGUGGAUUACUUCCCCGAAAUCUUCGAUCAUUUUAUUGCCAUUAAUAUCGGGGACGUGGAUCAAGCGGGGAAGCUGGCCGCCGCAGCCAAUCACCUCAUUGAAGUGAUCAGUCUGGACGAUCUGACGCGGAUCGUCCAGGAGGCCCGAUACGACAUCGGCGAACUCUGCACCUGUGAUGGUUUAACGGACACUUCCUGUCUGGAGGCCGGAGACUCGUGCGAAGGGGACUGUGAUCGAUUCGCCUUUAUCUGCGACGAAGGAGUCUGCCAACGUCUUGAACCUGAUCCAGUUCCGACGACUUACAAGAGUUAUUUUGGCGAUAAUUAUGAUGAUGAUUACUAUUACUACGAAUAUUAUGAAUACUAUGAUGAUGAUUAUUACUACGAUUACGUGAGGGCGGGACAGCCAGGUGGGAAACCCGGGCCAGGUGCCAAGCCAGCGCGUCACAGGAACGGGUCUCUGGCCCAGGAAGGCGACCGAAUAUUCCCUGUAAUAAUAGAGAAGAACAGCACCCAGAAAGGACAGCCGGAUGAGAGCAGCAAUAAGAAAACUGUUGUUACAUCAACGCCUUGUACUAAACGUCCGUAUCCGGAAUGUGAUGGAUAUUUAUCCUUGAAAGAUAAGGAGGACUGCGAGAAGCACAAGGCGAAGAAAAAUUGUCCCGAACCAGAAGCUGGCAAAACAAACAAAAAAUUGGCAGUUCUUGACGAAGGGCCGAAAAGGUACCUUUAUCGCACAUUAGACUACACAGGGCACUGCAAAGCGGGACUGUUCAGGUGUUCUGGAAUCCCGAAUAUCUGCCUGUAUGGAGAACUUCUCUGUAACGGGGAAAGCAACUGCAUAUUCGGCGAAGACGAGGACGAAGAUUUUUGUUCAAAACGCGAGUGCUUGGUCACAGAAUUUAGGUGUGAUUCAGGUCAGUGCAUAAACAAGCAUCAGGAAUGUGACGGCAAGACGGACUGCUGGGACGGAACCGACGAGCACUGUGCAAGCGACUCCGACUGCUCGACACCGCGCACUCACUACUGCGGAGGCGCCUGCAUUAACCCAUUGUUCAUGUGUGACAACAUUUUAGAUUGUCCUAAUGGUGAGGAUGAGAGGGACUGCAAUUGCACAGGGUUCAAAUGUAACUCAGGCGAAUGCAUUGGUGAAUAUCAAUUGUGCAAUGGGAAAGGGGACUGCAACGAUCAGUCAGAUGAAUCCAGUGAGACGUGUUCAGGUUUUGUCUGCCAAGAAGGUCACUCCAAAUGCGACAGUGGUGCAUGCAUUCCAGACUACCAGGUUUGUGACUGCAAUCGCGAUUGUACUGAUGGUUCUGAUGAAAGGAAUUGCCUAACUACCCCCGUAUCUUACAAGUGGAGGUGUCAGAGUGGUCAGUGUAUUUACCGAUCAUUUGUCUGCGAUGGUGAUAAUGAUUGUGAUGAUAUGUCUGAUGAAAGGAAUUGUACAGAGAAUGCAUAUUGUUCUGGAUUCCCUUGCGAUUCAGGUCAUUGUGUAAGCAGCUAUGAUAGUUGCGAUAUGCGUGCAGACUGUCCAGAUGGAUCUGAUGAAUACAACUGUGCAAAUAAUACAUGUCCCUCAUACAAAUUUCGGUGUGGCACGGGCCACUGUAUUUACUCCUCCGACGUAUGCAACGGUCGGGAAGAAUGCCCAGACGGUAGUGAUGAGGCAGGCUGUGAUAAUUCUGAGGACUGUAAUACUUACCUUUGUACAACAGGAGAAUGUGUUUCUGAUUAUCAACUUUGUGAUGGAACUUAUAACUGUCAGGACCGCAAGGAUGAAAGUGUCUGCAAAGAAGUGACAUGCCCAUCCCAUCGUUCUUAUAAGUGUGACUCUGGUGAAUGUAUUUAUACAUCAUCUUAUCGUAAUCCUAGGUGUGAUGGGGAUAAGGACUGUCGAGAUGGCAGCGACGAGAUGAACUGUGAAGAUGUUCUCUGUCCAGCAAAUGAGCCUUUCCGAUGUGGGUCAGGAGAAUGUAUUUACGAUUCCUGGGUCUGUGAUCAUUACCGUGACUGCAUGGAUGGAAGCGACGAGAGAGGCUGCGACUGUUGGUACAACCAAAUAAGUUGUGAUUCUGGUCGCUGUAUCUCGGCCAAUUCUCAAUGCAAUGGCAUAAGAGACUGUUUGAGUGGCAAUGACGAGAAUGAGUGUGACAACUUCACUUGUCCAUAUAAUCGCCCAUUCAAGUGUGGGUCGGAUGUUUGCCUGUCUGACUCUAUCUUUUGCAAUGAAGAGGCCGAUUGCCCUGGUGAUGUGCACGAAGUGUGUCUAAGUAGAGAGUGUGAGGAGUAUGAAUACCAGUGUGCUUCUGGCGAAUGUGUUUCAGGAAAUAGGUGUGAUGGUUACAUAGAUUGUAGAGAUAGAAGCGAUGAAGCCAACUGCGAAGAUUUCGUGUGCCCUGAAGAGCGACCUUUCAAGUGUGGCUCAGGUGAGUGCAUCCAGCAGUUUCACAUUUGUAAUGGUUAUCCAAGAUGCAAAGAUGCAAGUGAUGAAACAUUCUGCAGCAAUGAAACUUGUCCCCCUGAGCGUAAAUUCUAUUGCACGUCCGGUGAAUGCAUUUCCUCGCGUGAUGUCUGCGAUAGAUAUGAAGACUGCAGAGAUGGCAGUGAUGAGGUAGCAGGCUGUGAGAUCUUCUGUCCAGAUAAUUUCAACAUAUGUAAUGAUAACAAAUGCUUCCCACCAAACUGGAUUUGUGAUGGACACGAAGACUGCCCCAAUGGAGAAGAUGAAAAAGACUGUGAUAACUUUGAGAGGCAAUGUGAUCUUCAUCAGUUCAGGUGUACAUAUAAUGAUAUGUGCAUACCCUCUGAAGCUGUGUGCGACGGCUUCUACGACUGCUCUGACGGAGAGGAUGAGCAGAACUGUAUCACUUCUACCACAGUUGCCGCCCCCUGAGUCAUUCAUUUAUAAAGAAAUUAAAGGGAGAGUAGUUAAAUUGGUGAAAUAAACUGAUCUUGAUAAAGCAUAACUAGAUAAAAGGCAACUGCAAAAAUGUGUAUUCAACAUUAAUUCAAUUUUUUUUUCAACUGAAAGUGCAUAACUCCUACAGAUUCCUGAAAAAUGAUCAUUGAUCUUCUUGUGGCUGAUUAGAGAAUGUUAAAUUGACCAGGUAAACAACCAUUUGUGUAAACAUUCUAAGCUAAAAGAGGUUGAGAGAUACCCGAAACACCAUUUAAUAUACGAUGAUGGUUAUAAAUAUGAAUUUAAAUGAUAACUAGUUUUCCUUCGUGUGUUUGUUUUAUGGGGAAUGAGGCUUAAAAGAGACCCUUCUGUCUUAAUAAUGACAAUAUAUUGUGAUUGUUCCUAAUCAUAUUGCACUAUGUGAUAAAAAAUUAAAACGCACCUGAAAGUUAGCUUAUGCCAUAUGCUUAAUUAUUUUCCUUGAAUAAAGAUGGCUCAGAA
Penaeus vannamei (Pacific white shrimp) is the source of this 4020-nucleotide messenger RNA. Lineage: Eukaryota; Metazoa; Arthropoda; Malacostraca; Decapoda; Penaeidae. The record is from RefSeq and is a predicted model, not a curated record.